CUUUUCGCGCAACGAAAGCGAACUAGGAGUGGCCAUGAACACUUGCUCUAUCCAACUGGGCGCUUUUCCCCCGGAAACAAUUUAAUUAUAAAUAACAAACGGACAGCGAUUUGGGACACUUUCCUGCAAGACACAAUGCAAAAUCCUACUUCCUACUGGGAGAACGAAAAACAGCAGCAGGAGAGCUGGUUGAACCAACUGAGAGAGAUGAGGGAUGAAAACGACUGUCUGAUAAAACUGCUCACUGAAAAGGACAUUGAAAUCAAACUCAUGAAGAAGAAACUGGAUGAUGAGCGAGUGCUGGCCUUGGCAGGUGCGACGGGCAUAGCAGGCGAUGUGGCCGCCGUCAAGAUUGUGGCGUUGUCCAAGAAGAACCGAGAGUUGACAUCUGAAGUAGAGCGAGAGAGGUCUAAAUCCAAACAAAAUAGCAAUAGAAUCAAGGAGCUUGAUAAACAGCUGCAAGCUGCUCUGCUCUCGCUAUCAGGACAAAAGACUGAUGCCACAAUGCAGAGGCAAAACUCAUUGAAAGACUAUGGGGACAAUCCGGCGAUGAAGUCUCUGAAGGACAAAUUAUCUUCCGCCCAGCUCAAAGUCAUCGAGCAUCGCAAUCAAAUUCAGUUUCUGAAGCAAGAAUUGAAAUUGGCUCAGAAGGUUCUCGUGAGUGAGGUUGGGGAAGACGCCAACAUUCAGCAAUUACUAAGCUGUGCGGGAAGCUUUCGAGGACGUGCGCAGCAGAUACUGGCUCUUCAAUCAAGGGUGCGUGACCUUGAGCAGCAGCUGAAGAAGGCGAUGACGCAAGGGUCCAACGCUCAUAGCGUGCAAGAGGAACCUUCUAAAACUUCAACUCAGGGCAGAAACAUCAGCUUCAUCCGCACAAUGGAGAAGGAGAAGAAGGAAGCAUUUGAGAGAAUAUCUGCAAGCUAUGAAGCUCUUCAGAAAGAACACGAAGACAUGAAAAAGAAACUGGAAGCCUCCAGGGCUAGGAUCAAAUGUCUGUCUGAGGAAAAGGCUGCUCAGAUAUCCGCUGCAUUGGUUAAAAGUAAACACGACGACGAGCUGGUGGAAGCUCUGCUGAAGGAGAAGGCUCAGAUGCAGGAGAUGCUGAAUCAGCUCAGCAAACAACUGGAGGUGCAGAACGCGCCGGCCCAGCCGAACCCGGCCCCGCCGCUGAGCAGCGAACUCUUCAUGCAGACCACACUCAUCCAGAACUUGUACCAAGUGGUCGCCGACAAAGAGGACACCAUCAAGGAGUUAGAGGAAAAAAUACAGCAGUUCUCACUCAAGGAUGUACAAACUCAGGCCAGCAUCAACAUCAGUAAACUUUCUCCUGAAGAGGGCGUUACAGACAACAAAACAUCUCCACGUUCUGCCUUUGCUGUCAACGGGCCAUGGUAUUUGUAGACAUUUUCAUCAUCAGAAGAACCUCCGUGAGCAACAGCUAUGAACAACAGUGGACCAACCACAGCAACUGAGAUGAAGAGUCCCACCGCUUAUAAUGACAUUCUAUGGACUCGUCCGUGGGUGAAAUUUUGCGGAACCCGAAUAGGUAUUCGCUUGCAGAACAUGGGCAGCAGCGUGACAGUGGUGUUCGAGGAGAGUAAUUGGAUUGCUGGAGCGUGGUAAGAUGGAGAUGUGGCGUUUUACUCCCUGUUUCCCCUUCCACCUUGACAUCCUUCUUCACGACCGAGGCCCUGACGUAUCAGGUACGAGUAAGUGGGGGUCGUGCUUAUUCAGCUAUUCGUAGUAAGGGCGUGCUGAAGAUGCUAAUGUCGCUUUGGAGAUGGCGGCUGGUCGUCGAGCUGGAGGAAAAGGGAACCGCCGAGGGCAUCGCUUGGUGGCAGUGACCUCUCAGCUUUAACACUGACGUGAUGUGACAAGUCGAGCGCGGCUUCCUGUAGGCUCUGUGACUUGGCGCAACUUGGCCUUGCUGCUCCUGGUCGCGUUCUUACCUUCUCAUGCCACAUGUGACGAACUGCAGCCGGCGGUAACAGGCUCCUCUCCCUCCCUCCCUUUCUCUUCGUCUUUUACUCCUUUUACUUCCACCACUCGACCGUGCCCUUCUUAUGCCGUUUUGAAGCCCUACGAAGGUCGACUGUGAUGGUUCUUUCCUUGGGUGCCCUCUGCGA
Molecule: messenger RNA, 2126 nt
Organism: Hippocampus zosterae (dwarf seahorse)
Lineage: Eukaryota; Metazoa; Chordata; Actinopteri; Syngnathiformes; Syngnathidae
Product: coiled-coil domain-containing protein 13-like
Exons: 11
Coding region: 136-1401 (421 amino acids)
Biological process (GO): cytoplasmic microtubule organization; non-motile cilium assembly
Cellular component (GO): centriolar satellite
Source: RefSeq, a predicted model, not a curated record